GGCCGGUAACAAUUGGGGGCUCGUCGAGGGAUUUGCACAUCUCGUCUGGAACGGUUGUCAUAGGAACGUUGGAAUUCUGUGCCCAGUGUUUCAGGGAAGACUACUUCGCAAAGUGUCAUCCAGAGAACAGCUGCCACAGGUGAAACAUCAGCAUGACUACUGUAAGCCCACGGCGAGUGUUGCUCUUCAAGAUCCAAAAGAAGCUUUCAGAAUUGAGUUUUAGCCAGCUGCAGACUGUUGCAAGUUCGAUAGAUGAUGGCCGUGAAACUUAUGAUGUAGCAGAUCUAAGUGAACCCGAACUUUACGACCUAAUUGUCGACUAUAUCAGAAGUGAGGAGUUAAAAGCUACAGAAGAUGAGGGCAUGACUCAACUCCUCCUACUUUCUGACCUACUUAAUGACGUGCUAUCAGCUCCAGGAGCCAGAGACGCCGAAGCUGGUAAUGUGGCACCUGUCCUGAUGGAAGAUUCACCAACACAGCACGAGGGUCACACUCCAACUGAUGACAAUGGAGAAGUUCGCACUCAAUCGUUACACAUGGACAGAGACACUCGCACUCAAUCGUUACACAUGGACAGAGACACUCGCACACAAUCGCUACACAUGAACAGAGAGACUGGCAUACACUCAUCAUUUCAGGGCAGAGACACCUAUGCACUUACCAGAGAAGUCACCUCAUCAACGCCUGGUAUGCCCAACCACAUUGGUACUCCUCCUUUGGGUAGGAUGAACUCAUCUAACAUUUCUGACCAUGUUGUAAGAUUGUCUGAUGUUUCAGCUUUGUUACCACGUAGAGAGUUUAGGUUACAUGGUGGUCAAAUUUGUGAUGCAGGCUGUGACAUGUCUUUUAAUUGUCUCUGUAAGCAAAUGGAUGAAGGGUUGCAGGAGGGUUUUAGUGAGUCUGAGAUUAUCAGAGCUGUCCUUAAGAUAACAAAACCUGGUACAUUCAGAGAGAUGUUGGUAAAUAAGGAUGACCUCACUAUUGAAGGGUUGAAAAGAUUUCUGCGCUCUCACAUUAGAGACAAAAAUGUAACUGAACUUUUUCAAGAACUAACUAGUGCUAGACAAAAUGACAAAGAAAGCCCACAACAGUUUCUUUACCGAAUAAUGGGUCUAAAGCAGCGUGUUCUUUUUGAGUCACAACAACCUGGUGUAGGUUUUAGCUAUAACAAAGAGCUCGUUCAGGGCACUUUCAUGCACACUCUUUAUCAGGGGUUAAAUGAGAGAAACGGCCAUGUCAGGCGUGAUCUUAAACCUUUUCUCUCAGACAUGCAGGUUAGUGAUGACUUGCUCUUGGAACAAAUAACAAAAUCAACAGCUGAGGAAGAAGGGCGAUUGAAAAGACUGGGUUCAGUAGGUAAAAACAGACCAGUUACUGUAAGCGCAGCUCAGCAUUUCCAAAGUGAACUGAACACCCAAACAAAAGUUGACGCUGAGUUACAAGCAAACCGUGAUGCUAUCAAAGAAUUAACUGCUCAAGUUUCUUCUCUAACCAAGCAUCUAGCCCAGAUGUCUACCCCCACUGAGGCUGUGAAGCAGAAAGACUGCCACUCACCUACUGAUCGCACACAACCACCGUUAUCUGAGACCAGAGGUAAAUGCAAUGACUGUGUACAAAACAACAAUACAAACUGUGUUCACUGCUUUGUUUGCGGCCAGGCAGGACAUCGCGCUAUUGGCUGUCUCCAACGAAGGUUGUCGGGAAACGGGAAGAGGUCGCUGGAGAGGGGCAGCCAGCGAUCCUAAGCGGUGAUG
Messenger RNA from Misgurnus anguillicaudatus (oriental weatherfish), 1754 nucleotides. NCBI's taxonomy places the organism in Eukaryota, Metazoa, Chordata, Actinopteri, Cypriniformes, Cobitidae. The record is from RefSeq and is a predicted model, not a curated record.